AUGCCUGCUCCGUUGAACUCGUCUCAUCCGGGUGCCUUUGUGUCUGGUAUGCUGCUCCGUGUGUCCUACGUAGAAAGAUUCGUUCCUAACGUUCAAGACACUAUCGAGAAAUUUAUUCAUGAAGCCGAGGCCAGAUUUAUUGAGGCCAUUAAUUCCCUCCAGGCGGCCAAAAACAGCCUUCAAUUGAUCGGUCCUCUCUCGGGGAUGCCAGGUACCCUCCUCUCCGCUCAAGAGAGACAUAGUGGCUUGGUGAUGGGUCAUAGACAGUUGAGAAGCUCUGCGGAGGGUCAGUCGUGA
Molecule: messenger RNA, 297 nt
Organism: Aspergillus niger
Lineage: Eukaryota; Fungi; Ascomycota; Eurotiomycetes; Eurotiales; Aspergillaceae
Exons: 1
Coding region: 1-297 (98 amino acids)
Source: RefSeq, a predicted model, not a curated record